Molecule: messenger RNA, 4880 nt
Organism: Hyalella azteca
Lineage: Eukaryota; Metazoa; Arthropoda; Malacostraca; Amphipoda; Hyalellidae
Product: R3H domain-containing protein 1
Exons: 24
Coding region: 583-4221 (1212 amino acids)
Molecular function (GO): nucleic acid binding
Source: RefSeq, a predicted model, not a curated record
GCCUGAAGCACUAUGGUCUGGGUGUGAAACAUCAUGUGGAAGUUUGAAUCUUAGAACAACUUUGUUUCACAACACACGAGACUCUCUUAGUUGUUCUAAUUUGUUGCAACUUCAAUGUUAAUCAAGUAGUUUAAGUUUUUUUACGUUUAAAGUUGUUAGUUUUGUUAAUAUAUUGCAAUAAUUUACUAAUUACUCACUGUAAUUGCAAGGCAAAUUGUAAAGCACCACCAAAAGUGUCUUCUAGGCGAGAAUUAUAUUACAUUAUAAUUCAUUAUUAUAUUAAUCUUGCCAUUAUAUUACAAGCAUUGCUUCUUUGACGGGAAUCCCUGUCAAGUUUUGCCGUCCUGACGGAAAAUAUACUGUUAUUGCCAUCCCGAAGUAAAAACCACUAAGUAACAACAACCUGACGGGAAUCUUGCAAACGUUGCCGUCCUGACUGAGAAGAAUUUACAUCCUGACGGAUAAACCUUUAGACGACAAGAACUUUAGAUGAUGGGGAGCCUUCAGCUGGCAACACCGAGGGCCUCGAGGAGCAACCCGCUAGUACCAGUGUUGCUCAAUUGCUGAGAAUCCCUCCAGAACAUGGCGCGACUUGAAAUCCCCUCCAUUGUGGUGCACAAUGGAUCAGGGAGCCCCCCAUCCAGCUCCCCCGCUCCACCCACCGCCUCCCACCGGGGCGACCAGCCCGGAAGCGAGGGAGAUAAGGCGGAGGCAGGACCGCCCAGUGGGAGUCACAGUCCAGUCCCUCCCCCAGCCGAGCCCCACGGGCAGGUGGUUGAUGGGGCGUGCUGCUCCCCCAGUGCUGGGGACCAUUCGUGUGGCCCCACGGGGCCAGGCCCUGGUGGUGGGGAGGCUGGUUACUCCCCCAGACCUUCCCCCGGUCCCUCCCCCUCCCGUAGCCGCUCCCUAGAUCUCCCUUCGAUGCACCUCGAGGGGGAUUCUCCCUCCGCUCCCCCUGGGCUCAGGAACAGGUUGGGGAAACAGAAGCAGCUACAGCGAAGCCACGCUAUGAGGGAUGAUGCCUCCCCACCCCCUCCAGACCUCCCCCUACCACCCGUCCCUCUCACCCACUGUGGGGGGAAUAGUCUCACGGUGUCCCCCACGGUCCCCAUCCAAGUAGGAAUCCCGGGAGGGAUGGCAAGUAGGAGGAGGUUGCGCCACCAGGGAUCCUCCCAGGGAUCUCUACAGGGUUCCUUCGACGGCUCGUCUCCGUGUCUCUCCAGAGAAUCAUCAAUGGAGUACACCGACAGCAGCGGCGUUGACUUGUUGCAAUUCAUCAUCCAGACGCUGCACAAGCACCAGAAGGACAGAGCGGUGCUGCUUAAGAUAGAGAGAGAGCUUAUCAACCUGGUCAAAGAUAACAAGCGCAGCCACCACAAGUUCCAGCAGAUGUCCUCCUACCACCGGAUGCUGGUGCAUAGAUGCGCUGCAUACUUUGGCCUGGAGCACAACGUGGACCAGGCCGGUACCGCCGUCAUCGUCAACAAGACCAAGAAUACCAGGCUUCCGGAGGUGCGCUUCAGAGAGCAUUUCUGUGACGAGAUGACUCCCUUGCCGGACGACCUCCCCCGCAGGUCCGUCUUGAGGCGGGAGUUCUCCUCCUUCGAAGACAGCCUCGGUUUCAAGCAGCUGGCCGACCCUCUGAACGACCCUCGGCGCAGCAAGAGCUUCGAGGAGCGACAGGAGGAAUACCAUCGCGCCAGAAAAAGAAUGUUUAGUCAAGAGUCGUUCUCGUCACUGGAGGGAGGCGCUGGAGGCAGCGAUCCUCGAUUUGGCGAGCGCUGCCGCGGCUUCUGCCACGACGACCACCGCUGGCGGGACCGCCACUGCUGGCACUUCGCUGAGCCCGUCCCGCCCCGUCCCCGGCACCACUACGACCACCAUCGUCUCAGGCACCACUACGACCACCAUCGUCUCAGGCCUGGAAGACUUCCAAAGGUGGAGUCGUUGGAGUGCGCUCGGUCGCUGAGGCCGUCGGUGUUCAAGAGCCACAGCUUCGGUGGCUACGGGGGUGGCCUCGCAGUAACUGAGCGCCUCACCAAGCAGGACUCUACCAGCAGUCGUGUGAGCGAGCAGAGUGGCAGUUCGGGCUACAAGACACAGCGCCAAGACACCUCCUCUACCAACGUUUCCAACACCCUCUCCACGACCCCGUCACCCGUCACCACCCACCACCAUCACUCCAAUCUCCCCCCGGGCGGGGGUUGGGGGGAGGGAGCGGAGCACGUAAUGUGGGCGGUGACGGACAUGGACGUUGUCCCCGCAGGGGCCCUGCUCAUCAACCCCCAGACGGGUCAGCCGUACGUCAACCAGGACGGUUCGGUGUACCGUUACGACCCCAGCAACCCCCCACAUCUGCUGCCUCCCCCCUGCCCCCCACCCUCUGCAUCACAGCACCACUCACCCCUACACCACCCCUGUCAGCAUGACGGGCUGGUGGAGUGCGAGGUGGCACCCCAACAUUCUCCCUACUAUCCCCUCACUCCCUCACCCCCUAGGGAUGGGGGGAUCACGUCUCCCCCUACCCACAUACCCGACCCCGAUGGAUCUUGCGAUGGUAGCAAGAAGGAUGCGAAGGAUGCCGACGCUACGACGUCUCCAGCGACUCUGGUAUCCUCAGGCCGCGUGUCCCGCGGUGGCGAUUUGCCUGAAGGAACUAUCGCCUCCUGCAGCCCUCCUGCUCCUUCUGCUGCAGGAGCUGCCAGUACCUGCAGUAGUCCUCCUCCUGCACCACCAUCUGCACGAAGUGUUGCCACUCUACCUAGAGCAGGAGGCCACUCCUGCAAUCCUUCCUCCCCCUACUACUCCAUGCAGGAGGCUGGCCGUACCUGCUCCGUGGACUCCGGCCUGAAUGAGGCCACGUCUCAGAUGCGGGGAAUGAGCCUCAGCUCUGGGGAUUUGCAGGCCGAGGCCCCACCACAUCCCCAGACUUACCUGCUGCCCCGACAUUACCCGCAGACACUGUACUACAUGUCUGGUACCACAGCUCCCUGCGGAGGUACCAUCAAAUACGUCUACCCUCCUCCUUCUGCUGUACAGGGUACGACAGGGUCCAUGGGACUCAUGAGUGGGGCAUCCUCAGGAGGCAUGGGUCUUCCCCCCUCAGCCGCAGCGGUGGACCCUGCCAUCCCCAGUAUGGCGUCAGGGUCAGGAGGGUCAUACCUCCCCGGAGGCUUCUCCAUGAUGGGGUACCAUGGAGCAGGGGUCCGUCCUACAGCCCCACCGUCCGCACAGGAGUCCGGGGGCACUACGUACUACUGCCCCGCCCCCAACCCCCGCCACACUCCACCAGGUAGACCUCGCUCCUCUCUACCCCCCGCCACACUCCAGCCAGGUAGACCUCGCUCCUCUCUACCCCCCGCCACACUCCAGCCAGGUAGACCUCGCUCCUCUCUACCCCCCGACACACUCCAGCCAGGUAGACCUCGCUCCUCUAGACCCCCGCCACACUCCAGCCAGGCAGUUGGUCUACCGCUGGGCUUUUUAAACGCCGCUAACGGUCUCCCCAACGCUGGCCAGUACUUCACCAUGAUGCCACAACAACCUUCAACGCAAUCAUCUCACCCUCACAUCAUCACGACUUUCUUCAGACCAAACUUACAGGUUGUCGGGAGUGGUGAUGGGGACACAACUCCUCCUCCUCCCCCAGUUGUCCAAUAUGCAUCUUCCCCAAUGACUCCCCAUCCCCCCGUGUUCGGGAAGCCUUACCUGGGAGCUAUCAUGUCCCAGAUGAUAACUCCCCAGAGGGAUUCUUCCACUCCUUCUACUUCCCUAAGCAGCAGAGAGUUCCCCAAGCGACACAUGGGGAAUAACAUCAGCUUCCCCACGCGUUUGCCUGCCGCUAAGAUCCCACCUACGACACCCACCUUAGUGGGACAUCCGUACACCUUCUUGCAAAACGAGACGCAGUCAGCAAGAGGUGUGGCCACCCCAAACUACACCCCCGGCAACCGACCCAUCCCCCACACCCCUCAGUACACCCAGCACCAUCAACAGCACCUGCAUCAACACCAUCAACAACAACAGUAUCAUCAGAAUAAUCAACAGCAGCCUCAGUAUCAUCAUUAUCACCAGCCAAUUCGUCCCAAUUAUAUGGUGAACUCGGGGGACCUUUCUUCGCCGUCCCCGCCGAGUUCCUUCACUGCCUUCACUCUGCCUCGGCCUCCGAGGCCAAGGAGGCAUCGUGGGCCUUACGCCUCUCCUGACCCGCCUCUUUACUGACACUCGCUGUCUUCAUUUCUUGCCUCUGCAUCGUAUUUUAAUCUAGUUUAAUUUUCCUAUGUCCUAACAUUAAUCAGUCCGAUCGGUCUUCGCCAUGAUGCUUUUGCUGUCUUCCUUUUUGAAUAUCUUCGUAAGUGUUGCUUCUUCAGUGCAGCAAUUUCUUUAUUUUUGAUAGAUUUUCUGUUCCGCCUUCCCUAUCUAUCUUAUAAACUCUCAAUUCAUCCUUUCCUUUCAGUCUCAUCGAUGCUUUAAACUAAUUUAUUUUCAUCACCCAUACAUAAUAUUCCUUCACCUUAGUCUUCCAGAUUUGUCCAUUUUCUCACUCUGUUUCGCUUUAAUUUUUUCGGCGAAUUUUUUGUCCAUAUCCCUUGUGUUCCUUCACUUUUCCCCUCCCACUUCCUUCCCUCAUAUUUUCUUCCAUUUUCACCCAGUUCCAUGUCCUCUCUGAUCUCACUACGUCUCUGCUAUACUUCCUUCUUGAUUUACUCUUACUCCUCUGCUUUAUUUGCAGAGUUACAUUUCUUUUUCUUGCGAAUUCUCAUUUAUUAUUCAUUAUACACUUCUUCUGUCUCUUUAUCGCGUAUUUUCCUCCAUUAUUAUUCGCACACUUCCUUUUUUAUCACCAAUUAUUCUUCUCUAUUUUUAACAAAUUUUUUCUU